UCAUGACGGAACAGAGCCAAGACCCGGCUUGCUCAAUACUAUUGACGUGAGGCGGUUUCGUUUUGGCUGUUUAUUUCCUUUUUGUGAGUAACAGCUAAACUUUGUAAUCGGUUCGCCGGAGGACAAAAGGCAAACAUUGUUGUAACCCUUAGUUACACCCUGUUUAAAUAGAAGGUGAGGCUUAUCGUCUUAAAACAACAGGAAGGAGGCAUCACCUGUCGAUGUCACUUCCUUUCACAAGUCCGCGGGUCCGUCUCCAGCCUCUGUUAGGCAGGAAGAGAGCGGGAGCGACUGCAGUAGUGCAGCGCCUGUCAGACAAGGCUGGUGAGAGAGAGACAUGCCCGGGAGGGAAUUCCUGGUAGAGAACAGAGACGGCGAAAACGAGCUCCAGUUUGAGCGACUCACCAGGGAGCUGGAGGUGGAGAGACAGAUUGUGGCCAAUCAGCUGGAAAGAUGCAGACUUGAGGCUGAGUCGCCAGGCGAUGCUAGCAGCAGCUCGUCGGAGAAGUCCCUCCCCUGGAGAUCGGCAGAUGUCUCCACCUCCGGGGAUGCCAAGUCUCGGUUGAAUGACAGCUCCCAGUCGCCUAGUUACCGCAUCAGGACCGAGUCAGAGCAGGUGUCCCUCUACUCCCCGGAGCAAGCAACGCUUCAUGAAAGUGAGGGGUCUACUGGUAACUCCCGGACCUCCACCCUGAUGAACUCCUACGCAGACAGCGGGUACCAGGAGGCGGGCGGAGGUUACUAUGGCAACCAGAAGUCGGAGCUGAGGCAGCAGCACUCCUUCCCCGGCACCGGAAACCCGGGCCCCGCCACCCUCAUCCGGAACGCCAGGGCCGAGGGCCAAGCUGCCCAGCCCCAGCCAGUCCCGGGCCGGGCCAUGCGCCGGGUGUGCUCGGUGCCGUCCCGCACCCAGUCCCCGCAGUACGCCAGCGGGGUGUCCCCGUCCCGCUGCUCCCUGCGGGUCACCGGCAGCGGCGGCGGCGGCGGCGUGGCGUACGGCUCCCCCAUCGUCACGGAGCCCAAGCCCCUCUCCAGCAUCUUCUCCGCCACCCUGCCCCACCCCCAGCGGGCCCCCGCCUCCGCCUCCUCCGCCGCCAACCCCGGAGGGGGUGGCGGCGGAGGAGGGGGUGGGGGGUCGCCCUACUCCACCCAGAGGAGCUCCCCCGCUGCCCUGCGGCGCGUGGGCUCCUCCACCUCCCGCUCCGGGGGCAGCCGCAACACCUCCCCGUACCAGGUCCCAGGAGGAGGGGGAGGGGGAGGAGGAGGAGGUCGCAUGGGCUCCCCCCUGGUCAUGGCGGGCGGCGUGUCCCCCCCCCUCACCAAGCAGCCCGGCCAGUCGUCGUCGUCGUCGCCGGCGCGCGGCAGCAUGACGGCGGUCCCCCAGCACUUCGGCUCUGCCACCCUCCCCCGGUCGCUGAUGCAGGAGGCCCCGCCCUACGGGCCCCACGACGGGCGGGCCUACGGGCCCCAGGACGUGCCCCCCUACGGGCCCCAGGACGUACCCCCCUACGGGCCCCAUGAAGGACAGCCCUACGGACCCCAGGACCCACCCCCCUACGGGCCCCAUGAAGGCUCCCCCUACGGGCCCCACGACGCCCCCCUCUACGGCCCCCACGGCUACGAGAUCUACGAGAGGAUGAACCGGCCCGACAGCCUCACGGGUACAGACGCCCUGGUCGAUGAUAAUAGUCAAGGCCUGCGGAGCUCCUACUCCAGUCAGAUGGGCCAGGACCUCCGGUCGGCCAUGUCCCCGGACCGGCACAUCACCCACAUCUACGAGGACCAGACCUUCCAGGGCCCGGUGUACAGGAGCCCCGGCGCGGCCCCCCAGGGCACCCUGUACAGGAGCACCUCAGGUGUGGGCAGUCUCCAGAGGACGGCCAGCCAGCGGAGCACCAUGACCUACGCGCGGAACAACUACGCCCCCGCCGCCAACUACGCCGACCCCUACCGCCUGGCCCAGUACCGGCCCGGCGACGCCCCCUACGGCCGCCACGGCCCCGUCGCCAUGGACGACAGCGCCACGCGCUCGCCCUCCAUCGACAGCAUCCAGAAGGACCCCAGGGAGUUUGCUUGGCGGGACCCUGAGCUCCCGGAGGUGAUCCACAUGCUGCAGCACCAGUUCCCCUCCGUUCAGGCCAACGCCGCCGCCUACCUCCAGCACCUCUGCUACGGAGACAACCGCACCAAGGUGGAGGUGUGUCGGCUGGGGGGCAUCAAGCACCUGGUGGACUUGCUGGACCACAAGGUGCUGGACGUGCAGAAGAACGCGUGUGGCGCCCUGAGGAACUUGGUGUACGGCAAGGCGCUGGACGACAACAAGGCUGCCGUCCGCUCGGCCGGGGGCGUGCCCGCGCUGCUGCGGCUGCUCAGGAAGACGGUGGACGCAGAGGUCAGGGAGCUCGUCACAGGCGUGCUGUGGAACCUGUCGUCAUGUGACGCUGUGAAGAUGACAAUCAUCCGGGACGCCUUAACCACCAUGACCAACACUGUGAUCAUCCCCCACUCCGGGUGGAGCAGCUCCACCUUCGACGACGACCACAAGCUCAAGUUCCACACUUCUCUGGUGCUCAGGAACACCACCGGCUGCCUCAGGAACCUGAGCUCUGCGGGGGAGGAGGCCAGGAAGCAGCUGCGUACGUGUGAAGGGCUCGUGGACUCCCUGCUCUACGUCAUCAAGGCCUGCGUUAACACCUCCGACUUCGACAGCAAGAUCGUGGAGAACUGUAUCUGCACCCUGAGGAACCUGUCGUACCGCCUGGAGCUGGAGAUGCCCCCGUCGCGGCUGCUGGGGGGCCAGGAGCUGGCCGGUCUGCUGGACGGGGAGACGGCCGACCUGGAGACGGACUCCAGCUGCUGGGGCCGCAAGAAGAAGAGGAAGAAGAGGAGCCUGCAGGAGGACACGUGGGACGGCGUGGGGCCCAUCCCCGGCUUCUCCAAGCCCCCCCAGGGGGCUGAGAUGCUGUGGCACCCUGCGGUGGUGAAGCCCUACCUCACCCUGCUGGCCGAGAGCUCCAACCCCGCCACCCUGGAGGGGGCGGCCGGCUCCCUGCAGAACCUCUCCGCGGGCCACUGGAAGUUUGCGUCGUACAUCCGCGCGGCGGUGCGUAAGGAGAAGGGUCUGCCCAUCCUGGUGGAGCUCCUGAGGAUGGACAACGACCGCGUGGUCUGCUCCGUGGCCACGGCCCUCCGCAACAUGGCCCUGGACGUCCGCAACAAGGAGCUCAUCGGUAAGUACGCCAUGCGGGACCUGGUGAACCGGCUCCCCGGGGGCAGCACCACGCAGCUGUCGGACGAGACGGUGGCGGCCGUGUGCUGCACGCUCCACGAGGUCAGCAGCCGGAACAUGGAGAACGCCAAGGCCCUGGCCGACACCGGCGGCAUCGAGAAGCUGGUGAACAUCACCAAGACCCGCGGGGACAGGUACUCGCUGAAGGUGGUGAAGGCAGCCGCGCAGGUGCUGAACACGCUGUGGCAGUACAGAGACCUGCGCACCAUCUACAAGAAGGACGGCUGGAACCAGAACCACUUCCUCACCCCGGUGUCGACCCUGGAGCGGGAUCGGUUCAGGUCGGCGCCCUCCCUCCCCACCGGCUCCAUACAGAUGUCCCCCGUCAACCACACCGUGGGGAGCACCGUCUCAUCGCCUGCUGUGCUGGGCAUCAAGGAGAGCCGCUCAGAGUACCAGAGAGCUCCCUCUACUAUGCAAUUUUAUAACCACCAAGGGGACAACAGCAGUGUACAUAAAAACCAAUACACAGGAUCGGGGAAACCGUCGCCGCAUUACUACAGCUCGCCCACGAGAGAGGAGCCCAGGAGGACGCAGCCGGUGUACUACGCUGAGGACCCCGGUCGGAGGAACUAUGAAUCCUACAGGAUGUACCUGCAGGCCCCCCGGGGCUACGACGAGCCGUACAUGGACGAGGUCAUCACCUAUCCCCCUGCGGCGGCCGACUACGUUUCCCACCACCCCCACGGACUCAAAUCCACCACCAACUACGUGGACUUCUACUCUAGCACACGCCGACCUUCCUACAGGGGGGAGCACUACCCCGGAUCACCGACUCCUGGGUAUAGGUCUCGGGGGCGGUGGGGGGGGGGGGGGGGGGGGGGUCUAGCAGCAGUGAUGAUAUGAGGAACCCCUUCUCCACCGGCUUUCAAACAAGAUUUAAUUCGCCAAGAAUUCGUCGACUCCGACGCUGAAAAAAAGACGCUGGAGGUGGAGAAGGGGAAAGAACUAACUGAUGAACUCUUUCAUGAAUCUUUGUGUGUGUCUGUGCGUGCGUGUGUGUGCGUGUGUUGGUUGUCAAGUGAAUGUGGCGGCGAGUGAGUUCAGAACCAGAUGAGAGAGGGAGGACGUGAAUGUGAGCCUAAAGAAGGAAAACAAGGAAUGUUUUUUAUUAGUUUGAAGAUGGAAUCAUCCAGUGGGUGUGUGGACGACGGCGGUGUUCAGGGCGUGGUUGUUUUGAGGAGCGAGCGUCCUACUCUGUCUAGAUGUGUUGGGUCUUUAUUUACAUGGGGAUGUGUAGGUACAUGGGGAUGUGUAGCAGAGAUGUGAGCGGCGUGAUGCGUCAUGUGAUGAGAUAUGUGAGGCCAGGAUGGAGGAUGUGUACGUGUACGUGAUUGGUUCAUGAACUCAUAUCUGUAAUCAAAUUUAAAAAAGAGAUACCAAUAAAAAAGUCAAAUAAUGUUAGUUUGUACAGAGGGAUCAAAAAAUGUAUUGUUCUGAAUGUGGAAAGUCUGUGUGUAUGCCUUUUGAGUCUUGUACAUUUUCUUCUGUUUUACUGUAAAUACAAAGAAAGAAAAAUCAUGUUACCUACUUUGAAAACUCAUCAGCACUGUUGUAAAGAAACAAGUGUCCCACCUUAAAACUCUAUAGAUAUAUAUAAGUAGUGUGAGGCAAGGAGAGAUCAUAACUCAACCGUGCAGCAAAGGUAAUAAAAGUUAUCUUGUUUUUUACAUGGAUUGUGUAUGUGUAAGCGUUUUUGUCACACAACAAAUACAGCAUUCAUUUUUCAUACCACA
Molecule: messenger RNA, 5025 nt
Organism: Gadus morhua (Atlantic cod)
Lineage: Eukaryota; Metazoa; Chordata; Actinopteri; Gadiformes; Gadidae
Product: plakophilin-4
Exons: 22
Coding region: 338-4135 (1265 amino acids)
Biological process (GO): cell-cell adhesion
Cellular component (GO): cytoplasm; plasma membrane; adherens junction
Molecular function (GO): protein binding
Source: RefSeq, a predicted model, not a curated record